Molecule: messenger RNA, 267 nt
Organism: Penicillium taxi
Lineage: Eukaryota; Fungi; Ascomycota; Eurotiomycetes; Eurotiales; Aspergillaceae
Exons: 2
Coding region: 1-267 (88 amino acids)
Source: RefSeq, a predicted model, not a curated record
AUGCAUACAUUCUCAGAUGUCAAAGAGGUCUUGGUCAAUCCAGGCCGCUUCUUGUACGAUUCUUAUCUUCAGCCUCACUCCGGUUAUCGGCCUCAAAGGCUUUUGAGCCCCAAGAAGACCAAAACCGUCGCGGAAGCUGAUGCCGAGCUGCGGGAACGACUUGAACAGAUAUCUGGGAAUGGUGGAGCUGCAGGAAUACAAUAUGAAGACGGAAAGCCAAAUACCAUGAAACGAGGCGUACGAGAGAAUAUGUUCCGAGUGAUAUGA